GUUGUGCCACUGGUACCAACUACUGAUAGGUCAAGAGAAAACAAUCAUUCUUUAAUUUUUGGCCAGUUGUAUUAGACAUGGCGCUGUGCCGCCAGACCCGCGUUUCCCUUCGCCUACUGCGAUCUCAUCCCAUAGGAAUCGCGUCUCUGGAGACAGGAUGUGAAAGGCACGUCUCAACCGUCACUAGCCUCGAUUCUGCUUCUGGGUUGACCACAGAACAAAAGCAUAUCCAAGAGGUUGCCCUGAAUUUUGCAAGAAAUGAAAUGUUGCCACGAAUGGCAGAGUGGGAUGAAAAGGAAAUCUUCCCCACGGACGUGCUGAAGCGAGCAGCAAAAUUGGGAUUUGGUGCAAUUUAUGUGAAGGAGGACUCUGGUGGCACAGGAUUGAAUCGUCUAGAUGCCAGCAUUAUUUUUGAAGCUCUUUCUCAAGGCUGUGUUUCCACAACAGCAUAUAUCAGCAUUCACAACAUGUGUGCAUGGAUGAUAGAUCAGUAUGGAAAUGAAGCUCAAAAGAAGCAAUAUAUACCAAAACUUGCCUCUAUGGAGAGGUUUUCAUCAUACUGUUUGACUGAACCUGGUGCUGGAUCUGAUGCUGCUUCCUUGUCAACAACUGCCAAGCGAGAUGGAGACCAUUACAUUCUCAAUGGAUCUAAGAUGUUCAUAAGUGGCAGUGGAGAGUCAAGUCUGUACUUGAUAAUGUGUCGGACAGGAGGCAGUGGCCCCAAGGGUAUCACAUGUGUCUUGGUUGAAAAUGGUGCUCCAGGUCUGAGCUUUGGUAAGAAGGAAAAGAAGGUGGGUUGGAAUUCCCAGCCAACCAAAGCUCUGAUAUUGGAAGACUGUCGUGUCCCUGUAACCAAUCGGCUUGGAGAAGAGGGUCAGGGAUUCUCCAUUGCCAUGAAUGGACUCAAUGCAUCCUGUUCACUUGGAGCAGCUCAAGCCAGCUUAGAACUUGCGACAGAAUAUGUGAAAGUAAGAAAGCAAUUUGGAAAGGCUCUUGCUGAAUUCCAGGAUCCACAGUUCAAGUUGGCACAAAUGGCAACAGGGCUUGUUGCCUCACGAAUGAUGGUGAGAAAUGCAGCAAUGGCUUUGCAGUCUGGCCAUAAGGAUGCAGUGUCAUUAUGUGCCAUGGCAAAGCUCUUUGCCACACAGACAUGUUCCAAGCUGGUGAAUACAGCCCUGCAGCUGCAUGGAGGGUAUGGCUAUCUCAAAGACUAUGCUGUUCAGCAGUACUGGAGAGACCUCAGAGUGCAUGAAAUCUUGGAAGGGACAUCAGAAGUGAUGAAAAUAAUCAUAGCAAAGAAUCUGCUUCAUCACUGAAGGAUUUGGAGACAGUGAUUAACCCCUCAAGCUGGUAAUAUUCCAAUGUUGUGAAAAAAUGUACUCAGUGUUUAAAAGAAAACUGUGCCUAGCUUUUUUAUUAUAAAAUUUAUAGUAAAUUAAAUUUAAUUGGCCCAGUAAAACUCUGCAAAUGUAUAAAUAUAAGAAGGUUUGUGCUGAGUUUGAAGGAAAUUGUAUUGAGUAUUAAACCAGUCCAAACUUGAAGGGGGAUAAAUGCCCUGACAUCCCUGCUUCCAAAAUACCUUGGGAUACUAGUAUACCCAUUUCAACAUUCCAUUGAAUCAUCAAGAAUUAUCUCAGACAAAAAUGCUUUUAAAAAAAUGCAGUAAUUGCAAGAGGAAGGAAGGAGGAACCUUGGAGGAAGUCAUCAUCAAUGGAGCAAUUCUGAAAUGGUGACAGUGGUUGCAUGCUUGCAACUGAGAAUGUAGGUGCCAUUUCGAGCAUAAGCAGUGACUGAAGAUAUGGAUACCUUUUAAAUUUGACAAAAUCCUUCUAUUAUCUUUCUACAUUUGGUACUAUAAAAAUUGGGCCAAUCUGAUAAAAUAUACUUUUGUUCUCAUAAAAACAAAUAGGCACAGUUUUAAUAUAACCGCUGUGUAUUUUAUUUCCCUGUGAGAGCAGAUGAAACUGUGGCUCCCCAGGUAUGGGAGUCUAAUCAUGUGGCAGUCAUACGUUGUCUUAGGGAUGUUAUGGAAGCAAUUAGGAUAUUCUUCCUAGCGAACAUAGACUUGCCACUUUUAACCCUUUGCAAUACUUUAUAUUUUUAACACUUUGGAGAUUGUUGAACCAUAAUCAACAGUGGAUCACAAAGGGUUAAGAAAUACUAAAAAAAGAAGCUUGCCCAAGAUGCUUCAGAUCGCACACUUCAUUGUGACAGUUUUCCCAUUGUGUUGAGCCCCCAUGUGACUGAGGUAAAUUUACAAUUAACAAAAGGAUGAAUACGAUUUUAACAUUAUUAUUAUAAUUAUCUCUUUUUGCUCCCUGAAAAAAUUGCCCUUUGUAAGAACAUCUGAUAUACAUGUGCAGCCAGAUUGGGGGGUUAAAAAUAUUGCUCGCCUCUUCCUAGUUCUGCCUGAAAAGUGUAAUGCAUAAGUGGUUCAUGCAUGCAUUAUUGGCCAUUGUGCAUGGUUUCAUAGUUUUCCUUCUGCAAUUAGAGGAAGUGUUUUCUCCAAAGUGUUGUGAUCUAGUCUUAUGUGCAAUAUUGAUAUUGAUUAUACUGAAUUGAUAAUAAAGUCUCAUUUCGAU
Molecule: messenger RNA, 2582 nt
Organism: Darwinula stevensoni
Lineage: Eukaryota; Metazoa; Arthropoda; Ostracoda; Podocopida; Darwinulidae
Source: the annotation of a GenBank genome assembly